GAGCCUAAUUCCUCAGUUUUCGGUUUGGUCAAUAUGCCCUCGGUAGGUAGCACAUGUUUCUCAGCCCAGUGAAGCCCAGAAGGUACCUAAUGAGCUCUGCUACUUACUGUUAAGACGAGAAAGCCCAUGCCCAACCCGUCGCCAGAUCCCCCGCCUCGCCCUCCCCGCCGGCCUGCGCCGCCGCGAGCAAGCAACCGCUCCAUCGCCCACCAUGGCGCUACGCCGCGUCGCCUCCGUUCUCCUCAGAACCCGCCUGCGAGGCCCCGUCACGUCCCCCGCGCGCAAAGCCCUCGUACACCCUCUCCAAGCGCCGCCCCGCCGCCAAUUCUCGCCGCGGCCGCCUCCUCCCGUCCCCUUCGCCGCCGCCGCCGCCGCGGAUGCCGCGGAAGAGGCGUUCGAGGCAGCGAGGUCAACUAACGACAUGCUCGCUGCAUUCUCCCGCCUCGAGGCCACCGUGCCCGCCAACGACAAGCGCCUCGCCCUCGCCUGCCUCAAGCUCGGCCAGCACCUCGAGGCGUCCGGCUCCGCCGACACGUCCCGCGUCCUCGCGCUUGCCCUCCGGUGCCUGGGCAUACUCGAGGCCAGCCCCAACGCCUCCACCCCCUCCUCCGCCUCGGACGCCGUCUCGCUCGCCAUGGCACUCCACCUCGCCGGCUCCGCCUCCUUCGACCUCUCCCGCUUCCACGACGCGUUGUCCUUCCUCUCCCGCGCGCUACGCCUCCUCGCCCCGCUCCUCCCCGAAACAGGCGUCGCGUUCGAGGUUGGGGAGGAACCGGGAGGGUUCGACGUCAGGCCCGUGGCGCACGCGGUGCGGCUGCAGCUGGCCAACGUGAAGACGGCGCUGGGGAGGCGGGAGGAGGCGCUCGCCGACAUGCGCGCCUGCCUUGACCUCAAGGAGUCCAUUCUGCCUCCGGGCAGCCGGGAGCUGGGAGUCGCGUACCGGGACCUCGCGGAGGCGCACGCCACCCUGCUUGACUUCAAGCAGGCGCUGCCGUUCUGCCAGAAGGCGCUGGAGCUGCAUGAGUCGACGCUCGGCAAGAACUCCGUGGAGGUUGCGCACGACAGGCGCCUGCUUGGUGUGAUAUACACUGGGCUAGAGCAGCAUGAGCAGGCGCUGGAGCAGAACGAGAUUUCACAGAGGGUGAUCAAGAGCUGGGGUGCAGCUAGCCCUGACCUCCUCCUACAUGCUGAGAUUGAUGCGGCAAACAUCAAUAUUGCAUUGGGAAAGUUUGAUGAGGCUGUCAGCGUGUUGAAGAAUGUCGCUAAGCAGGUGAAGAAGGAUAGCGAGACGCGAGCUCUAGUUUUCAUAUCGAUGGCGAAGGCGCUCGCUAACCAGGAGAAGGCUGGGGACACAAAGAGGUGCUUGGAGAUUGCUUGCGACAUCCUGGAGAAGAAGAAAUUCGCGACACCCGACAAGGUGGCAGAGAUGUACAUAGAGGUAUCCUCACUGUUUGAGACGGUGAAUGAGUUGGAAAAGGCAAUAUCUUUGCUGAAGAAGAGCCUGGGAAUGCUUGAGAGGAUGCCUCAGGCACAGCACCUGGAGGGCAAUGUCGCAGCGAGGAUUGGGUGGCUGUUGCUUUUGACUGGUAAGGUCUCUGAAGCUGUCCCGUACUUGGAGGAUGCAGUGGAGAGGAUGAAGGACAGCUUCGGUCCGAAGCAUUAUGGAGUAGGGUAUGUGUAUAACAACUUGGGUGCUGCUUACAUGGAGAUGGACCGUCCGCAGUCUGCUGCACAGAUGUUUGCGCUCGCUAAAGAAGUCAUGGAUGUCUCCUUAGGGCCUCACCAUUCGGAUACCAUCGAGGCUUGUCAGAGCCUUGCUAAUGCCUACAAUGCUAUGGGAAGCUAUCCCCUGGCUAUGGAAUUCCAAAAGAGAGUGAUCGAUUCGUGGCGAAACCAUGGCGCCGAUGCCAGGGACGAGCUGAAGGAAGCUAUGAGACUCUACAACCAGAUCAAGGCAAAGGCACUGGCAUGCCUAUCGCCCGGAGGUUCAGCUAACGCGUUGCCUGAAUCUCAGGAGCAGGAAACAGAUUCUGAUACUGCCAAAGCUGCUCAACGGUAGACCUUCGCUAGUUUUGGGUUGAAGGAUUUGGAGUUCUCUUGCUGGUUGGUACAUGAUGUAGUGUUAGAUAUUUGGAUAUCAGAAAAUCAACGUCUGGUGAACUGCCGGCUCCCUCCCUGCAGCGCAAGGAAAGGAAAGACCUGAUUAGUCAAGAUAUGAUGUGUUCAUCAAGGCAGAAAUGUCCGCGUGCCAUGUGUGUGUGUGUGUUUUAAUGAACCAGUAUUUGGUCUGGUGAGGCAUUUAGGUAUAGUGUUAAGCAUUUUUUUUUCAAAUUUUGGUACAGACUUUCAGCGAUACAUUCUUAAACAGGAUAGGCAGGCUAGUAUUCCAGCGC
Messenger RNA from Zea mays, 2393 nucleotides. RefSeq lists its product as uncharacterized. The record is from RefSeq and is marked validated. Gene Ontology annotation, molecular function: protein binding. The transcript is spliced from 2 exons. NCBI's taxonomy places the organism in Eukaryota, Viridiplantae, Streptophyta, Magnoliopsida, Poales, Poaceae. The coding region runs from base 212 to 2059 and encodes 615 amino acids.